AUGACUUAUACAGAUUUGAAGAAUUUAUUGAGGGAGCAUUUUCAACCAGAGAUGUCCAUCAUUGCAUGGAGACACAAAUUUGAGCAGAGGGAUCAGAAAGUAGGAGAAUCUGCCAAACAGUUUAUUGCUGCUUUAAGGAGAGCUGCUAAACAGUGUGAAUUUAAGGACUUAGAUGAAAGGCUAAGGGACCGUUUUGUGUGUGGACUGAGAAACAGAGGCCUGCAACAAAAAUUGUUUGCCAGAAAAGAUUUGUCUUUCCAAGAUGCUGUAAGAGAAGUAACAGCUGAAGAGGCAGCUGGGGGUGCAGUCAAGCACAUGCGGCCUAACAAGCCGGAUGCAGAAGAUGAAGCCUCUGUGCAUUUGGAAGAAGCACAGGAAGCCUCUCAGGAUGAAUCAGAAGGAGAUGAGGAAGUGGAUCGCCUUGUUCCUUCUAAAGAAGAAAAAAAGACAAGGAAGCCAAAGGAACUCAAAUGUUUCGGGUGUGGUGGUCACCACAAGAGGGCUGACUGCAGGUUCCGCACAGCUGUCUGNGCCGUUUGCCUAAGACGUGGAAAGGUAAAGUAUCAAGAAGAAUUGCACCAGAAAAACACUAAGGUCCCUAGUCAGAAUAGAGUAGGCUUCUGCGCAUCGCGCAGAAGUGUUUAUAGAACAGGCACACAUAGACCACUUAAAAAGAAGUUGUCUCUUAAGGUGAAGCUGCAGGGAGUGCCAUUAGUUAUGGAGCUGGAUACGGGAUCCGCCCUGUCCAUUAUUUCAUUGCAUACUUUCAGGAAAAUCUGCACUAGCAGUGGAGUUCAGGUGAGGCUAAGGCCUUCCAAUAUCGUACUAACUGAUUUCCAAAACUCUAGAGUAUGCGUUAAGGGGGAGGCCACCCUUUCUGUACAGUAUAAGAGUUUUGUGGGUCCUUUGGAUGUUCUGGUUGUUGGGGGUGAAAGAACGAGUCUGAUAGGACUUGAUUGGUUCGAGGCCUUGGGAAUUCAAGUCACUGGCUUACAUAGCCUGCAAACAUUAAGCCUUACAGGAGUAUGUGAGGAGUUUGCAGAUGUGUUUAUUUCACAGCUUGGAUCUUACCAAGGACCUCCUGUUUCUUUGAAACUUGACCCCAACAUCACACCCAUCACACCCAUUCGAGUUAAGGCCAGGAGAGUGCCCUUCACUCUGAAAGGCAAAAUUGAUGCUGAAUUGGAUAAGCUAAUCCAACAAGGCAUUUUAGAACCUGUAGACUCGAGACCAUGGGAAACCCCCAUUGUUACGCCUCUUAAGGCUAAUGGGGAUAUACGUAUUUGUGCUGAUUACAAAUGCACCAUCAAUAAGGCACUACAGCAGCACGCUUAUCCUGUCCCUGUAGUGGGGCAUAUUCUGGCUUCUCUUAAGGGAGGAAAGUUUUUCACAAAGCUAGAUUUGGCUCAAGCGUACCAACAGUUACCUGUUGAUGAAGCAGCUGCUGAGGCACAGACCAUUGUGACACACAGGGGUGCUUUCAAAGUGAAGAGGCUCCAGUUUGGAGUAAAUGUAGCACCCGGUAUUUUUCAGAGUGUGAUGGAAAACACAUUAAGGGGCAUUCCUGGGGUUUGCCCUUAUUUCGAUGAUGUUCUCAUUGCUGGGGAUUCUGUGCAUAAUCUGGCAGAAAGAUUGAGGGCUGUUCUGCUGAGGUUUAGGAAGGCAGGGUUAAAGCUUAAAAGGAACAAAUGCAAGAUAGGAGUCACGUCCAUUGACUUUUUGGGAUUCAGAAUAGAUGCGCAAGGCAUUCACCCUGCUGAAUCAAAGCUGAAGGCCAUCCAGGAGGCUCCCCAUCCCAAACUAUUGGACAAACAGGCAGUCUGGCAGUGGACCAAGGCUCACGAUCAGAGUUUUGCUGGGGUCAAGGCCUUGCUCACGUCCAAUAACGUGCUUGCUCAUUUUGAUGAGAGACUUCCUGUUUGCAUCACUUGUGAUGCUUCCCCUUAUGGGGUGGGUGCUGUUUUGAGUCACUUGAAGGCUGAUGUAACUCAGGUUCCAGUUGCUUAUUACUCCAGAACUCUUUCUUCUGCUGAGCGUAACUACGCUCAAAUUGAUAGGGAGGCUUUGGCUAUCAUUGCGGGUAUUAAGAAAUUCUAUGAUUUCGUAUAUGGUAGGCAUUUCACGGUCUAUACUGACCAUAAGCCUUUGCUAGGGCUGUUUACUACAAAUAGGCAGACACCUCAAAUCAUUUCUCCGCGCAUGUUGCGGUGGUCUAUUUUUUUGUCUGCCUAUGAUUUCCUUAGUUCACAACCUGGAAAAGAGAUGGGCCAUGCGGAUGUAUCUGGGUGGCCUGAUAGGUGCCCUGAUACUGAGUUUCAAAGUUAUUGGUACAAGAGGCACGAGCUAUCCACCUUUAAGAGUUGCCUAUUGUGGGGCAGCUGCGUAGUCAUUCCUACCUCGUUAAGGUCUAGGGUCCUGAUCUCCCUUCAUGAAGGUCAUCCUGGCAUUGUCCGGAUGAAGGCUCUUGCCCGUAGUCACUUAUGGUGGCCAAGGUUAGAUAGGGACAUAGAGGCACAUGUACAUGGGUGUCACUUGUGCCAGCGCUCAAGGCCAGAGAUGCCCCAGGCUCCUGUGCACAAGUGGGAAGAAACGCUUAUGCCGUGGUCCCGUGUAUACGUAGACUAUGCGGGACCAUUUCAGGGGCAAUUCUUCUUGGUCCUUGUGGACAGCCAUUCUAAAUGGCUGGAGGUCAUACCUGUAUCAUCCACCACUACUGGCAGAACCAUCCAGGUGUUGAGGGGCAUUUUUGCAGCUCACGGCUUGCCAGAUGUCUUAGUUUCAGACAACGGCCCGCAGUUCACGUCGGCUGAGUUCCAGGCUUUCCUUCAAGCAAAUAUGAUCCGGCAUGCGACAUCGGCACCUUUCCACCCUUCCACCAACGGUAUGGCCGAACGGAUGGUGUGCGUCACCAAGGACGCCCUGAAGAAGCUGACUUAUGGGGAUUGGCAUCAUCGGUUGGCUGAUUUCCUUCUUGCUCAUCGCACGACGCCUUCUGUAGCGACUGGGAAAAGUCCGGCUGAACUAUGA
Protobothrops mucrosquamatus (brown spotted pit viper) is the source of this 3027-nucleotide messenger RNA. RefSeq lists its product as uncharacterized. Gene Ontology annotation, molecular function: nucleic acid binding. NCBI's taxonomy places the organism in Eukaryota, Metazoa, Chordata, Lepidosauria, Squamata, Viperidae. Gene Ontology annotation, biological process: DNA integration. The record is from RefSeq and is a predicted model, not a curated record.